Molecule: messenger RNA, 1661 nt
Organism: Adineta steineri
Lineage: Eukaryota; Metazoa; Rotifera; Eurotatoria; Adinetida; Adinetidae
Source: the annotation of a GenBank genome assembly
AUGGCAGAUCUCGAAGCUGUAUUAGCUGAUGUUUCCUAUUUAAUGGCAAUGGAAAAAUCGAAAUCAACUCCAGCUGCUUCAGCAAGUAAAAAAAUUGUAUUACCAGAUCGAACAGUACGAAGUGUUACACAUAAGCAUUUACAAAAAAUGUAUGAAAAUACAUUUGAGAAAAUAUUUAAUCAACAAAUUGGAUUUCUUCUUUUCAAAGAAUUUAGUUCAAGUCUAUGUGAUGAACCUGUGCCUCAAUUGAAAUUCUAUGAAGAGAUAAAACGAUUUGAAAAACUUGAAACAGACGAAGAACGAUGGCGUGUAGGAAAAGAAAUUUAUGAUCAAUUUAUAAUGAAAGAACUUCUUUCGAAUUCUCAUACAUAUUCAGAACGAGCUGUUGAAAGUGUUAAAAAAUAUCUAUCAAAGUAUAAUCCAAAUAAUCCAAAAAAUACUUUACCAUCAAAUUUAUUCGAACCAUAUAAAAAAGAAAUAUGUGAUUUAUUACGUGGAAGAAUAUUUGAUAAAUUUAUGGAAUCAGAAAAAUAUACCAGAUUUUGUCAAUGGAAAAAUUUUGAACUUAAUAUUCAGUUAACAAUGAAUGAUUUUAGUGUUCAUAGAAUCAUUGGACGAGGUGGUUUCGGUGAAGUAUAUGGUUGUAGAAAAGCAGAUACAGGAAAAAUGUAUGCAAUGAAAUGUUUGGAUAAAAAACGUAUUAAAAUGAAACAAGGUGAAACACUAGCAUUGAAUGAACGUAUUAUGCUUUCCCUUGUCAGCACAGGAGAGGAAGGUUGUCCAUUUAUUGUCUGUAUGACAUAUGCAUUUCAUACAACAGAUAAACUUUGUUUUAUUCUCGAUUUAAUGAAUGGCGGUGAUCUACAUUAUCAUUUAUCUCAACACGGUGUUUUUUCUGAAAAAGAAGUCAAAUUUUAUGCAGCAGAAAUUACUUUAGGUUUAGAACAUAUGCAUCUUAGAUCAAUUGUUUAUCGAGAUCUUAAACCUGCAAAUAUUUUACUUGAUGAACACGGCCAUGUACGUAUAUCAGAUUUGGGUUUAGCUUGCGAUUUUUCCAAAAAAAAACCACAUGCAAGCGUUGGUACACAUGGUUAUAUGGCACCAGAAGUUUUAGCUAAAGGUGUUGCUUAUGAUUCAAGUGCAGAUUGGUUUUCAUUUGGUUGUAUGAUGUAUAAAUUACUGAAAGGACAUAGUCCAUUUCGACAACAUAAGACAAAAGAUAAACAUGAAAUAGAUAAAAUGACCAUGACUAUGAAUAUUGAAUUACCUGAAACAAUGACAAAUGAAAUGCGUACAUUAUUAGAAGGAUUACUUCAACGUGAUGUUGAUAAAAGACUUGGCUGUAUGGGCAGAUUAGCUGAAGAAGUAAAAGAUCAUCCAUAUUUUAAAGAUAUGGAUUGGAAACAAGUUUAUUUAUUAAAAUUAACUCCACCAUUAAUUCCACCACGUGGUGAAGUUAAUGCAGCUGAUGCAUUUGAUAUUGGAAAUUUUGAUGAAGAUGAUACAAAAGGAAUUAAAUUAACAGAAUCUGAUCAAGAAUUAUAUAAAAAUUUUCCAAUUGUUAUUUCGGAACGAUGGCAACAAGAAAUAACUGAAACUGUAUUUGAUACAGUCAAUCAAGAAACAGAUAAAAUCGAACAAAAACGAAGAACAAAAUUUAA